This is a messenger RNA of Acanthisitta chloris (rifleman), 160 nucleotides long. Its product is annotated as hyaluronidase-3-like. The record is from RefSeq and is a predicted model, not a curated record. The annotation marks the transcript as partial. Gene Ontology annotation, molecular function: hyalurononglucosaminidase activity. Gene Ontology annotation, biological process: hyaluronan catabolic process; carbohydrate metabolic process. Gene Ontology annotation, cellular component: acrosomal vesicle. NCBI's taxonomy places the organism in Eukaryota, Metazoa, Chordata, Aves, Passeriformes, Acanthisittidae. The transcript has a single exon.
GAGAGCUGUGCCAGCCUGCGCCACUACCUCGUGUCCACCCUGGGUCCCUAUGUGGCCAACGUGACAGCAGCAGCCCAAGAGUGCAGCUAUCGGCAGUGCCACGGACACGGGCGCUGCGUGCGCCGACAGCCUCAGGACAUGGACAGCCUCCUGCACCUUG